Molecule: messenger RNA, 303 nt
Organism: Malassezia restricta
Lineage: Eukaryota; Fungi; Basidiomycota; Malasseziomycetes; Malasseziales; Malasseziaceae
Product: small subunit ribosomal protein S25e
Exons: 2
Coding region: 1-303 (100 amino acids)
Cellular component (GO): cytosolic small ribosomal subunit
Molecular function (GO): structural constituent of ribosome
Source: RefSeq, a predicted model, not a curated record
AUGCCUCCUAAGAAGUCUGCCAUCGCGGCUGCGGCCUCCAAGACGGGCAAGAAGAAGAAGUGGUCCAAGGGCAAGGUCAAGGACAAGGCCCAGAACGCCGUGUACCUCGACAAGGUGCUGUACGAGCGUGUGAUCAAGGAAGUGCCCACGUUCAAGAUGAUCACGCCCAGUGUGCUCAUCGACCGUUUGAAGAUCAACGGCUCGCUGGCUCGCCUGGCGAUCCGCCACUUUGAGCGUGAGGGCCAGAUCAAGCCUGUGAUCCACCACAACGGCCAGCUCGUGUACACUCGUAACAGUGACUAG